Siniperca chuatsi (mandarin fish) is the source of this 3881-nucleotide messenger RNA. RefSeq lists its product as uncharacterized. Gene Ontology annotation, cellular component: nucleus. The transcript is spliced from 2 exons. The record is from RefSeq and is a predicted model, not a curated record. Gene Ontology annotation, molecular function: transcription regulator activity. NCBI's taxonomy places the organism in Eukaryota, Metazoa, Chordata, Actinopteri, Centrarchiformes, Sinipercidae. Bases 270 to 1058 code for a protein of 262 amino acids.
AGCCCGCUGUCGGAACCAAACGGCCGCACAUUUAGCUGCCCCGUGAGUAGCGUGGGUGGAGGCUUGAUCAGCGGGUGAACGUACCAAUCAUAUCCGCCCGUGAGCUCCGGAGCUCCCCGCGGCUCCGCCUCCUCCCCCCGCUGCCUGGACCGAACAUUCCUCAUAUUCCUGGGGCUCGAUAGCAGAGGAACGCGGCGACGAAACGAAACGAGCCGAAGACACGACGGAUUCACACAACUCAUGACACUUUAGAAGGGCACGUAAGGUCGAUGUUGGGGCGCGGCGUGAAGCGGAAGUGGAGCUGCUUGGGGGAGCUGGAGGCUGAGACCCUCCCUGCUGCAGCAGAAAAGGAGAAGAAUGGGGAGGAAGAUGUGGAAGACGAGGGCGGGUUCCUUUUGGGUCCGUCCAAAUCCGACAUGAGCCACCUGCAGCAGCGUCAGCUGGUUCUCGGCCUCUGCUUGGAGAAGCUCCAGAGCUACCAGGCCGGGAUGGAGCUCAGCCUGCGUCGCUCCGUGCUGCUCAUCAACACGCUCAGGCAGAUCCAGGAGGACAUGCAGAGCGAUGGGGUGGGAACCUGCACGUCGGAGGCACUCCGCAACGGCGUCCACGCUGACUCCUGCCUUCUCAGGGACGACUUCAGGGAGGACAUGCCAGUUACAUGCCCCGGGUGUGCAGAGGGUGAUGGGGACAACCUAUCUCUGUCUCCGCCGCUGUCCCCAGAAUUCCCCUCUCAGGAGGCAAACAGUUCGCCCGACUCGCAGAAAUCACUGCCUGCUGCAACGAUCAAUGCUUUUAGUGAUGCAGUAAACGCCAUGGGCUACCUCAGCGACCUCGCACUAGAUGACAUCUUUGAGGACAUUGACACAUCAAUGUACGAGACUUCAGAUCUGCCUUCUGCCUGGGCGGCGGGCUCCCUGUGGCCCGUCAGUGUGUCGCUUUGGGCGGAUGAGGACGUGAAAAUGCGCUCUCCCAGCCAUGCCGCAGCUGGGAGUCUCCAGUCAUGUCUGAUGGACAUGAAUGAGCUGGACCACAUCAUGGAGAUUCUGGUAAAGUCCUGAUCGCCAAGACAAACUCCUGAACAUUUACUCCACUUGGUUAAUCAAGGAUUCAGAGUCUGACAGUGGAGACGGGGAACAAGGACUGAUUUGAGGGUUGAUAGACUCUAAUGUGACCUUGGAUCUUUAAGGCUCCAUCUGAUAUUUUGGGUGAAAAUGUGUUUUAAGCUUCAGCUAGUUUUAGGUAGAUUAAACAAUAAUUCUUAUGCACUUAACUCAUUUAAAAGGAACCAUCCAACAUCCUGAGUUAUGUACAUGAGCGGAUGAAGAAUCCAGUUUAAAAGGAAACUUAAAGAAAAAUCCACUUUUAAACACUUUUAUACUGUUUUUGGUUGUUAUAACUCAGGUGGAGAAGUCGCCAAACACACUUUAAGUGAUGUGAAGGCACAUACAGAUAUUUCUAAAAGUCUCAGUGGAAUUAAAUGGUAGAAAUUUCUAGCUAUCAAAUAUUACUGUUGACAUUCAACAAGGAGAAAUGCAUUUUUUAACAGACAGAGAGACCAAUUUCUGCACCCACAGUAGCAGGAAACAGAACAGAUAGCUCUGCAGUUUCAGGACAGGUUGUGUUUUGAGCAGUGGGUGAAUAACCUGUAGUAAAAGUAGAUGAGCCUUGUCUAGACAAAUUUGCAAAAAAAAAAGUGCAGUGCAACACAUGUAAGGGAAGUGUUGUAACGGACAGGAUUAGACAGCAUAAAUUGAUGCCAUGUGACAGUGGAUUUUGGUAAAACUUUAAAUGCAGAUGGAACCUUAAAUGUUCAACCUCACAGUGUUUAUGCCAUUUUACUCUCCUGAUUUAUCAAGUUUUAGUAAAAGCAGCAGCAACUCUCUGAGUGAAUCCACCAGUGAAGAAGCAACCUGAGCUGCCAUGGUUUGUGCGUCACUCAGGCUGUUAGAUCAGACCUGGGUUGAUUAUUAAUUGAAAUCCCUUCAAUUACUUAAGAGGCUGUGCUUCAGCCAGCCAGGAGGGCAAAGGCCUGGGAUUCCUUUCCAUAUGAAUGUUUUUUAUCGCUCCAUGUAGGAUCUUUAAAUUAGAAACUGACAUCAGCCAAACGUCUUUGUGGCUGUGGUCAUGCAGCGGUCAGAGGGUGGACGGUCUAUAUAUUUAUUUGGCUUGUGAAAAGAAGAAUGUGGCCACUGAAUUUGGGGUUUAACCAGCCAAAGUAGCUUCCAUUCUCUGAAGAUGAAUGCCACUUUCACGUCGUAUCAGAAGAAGCGUGAGAAAUGGAUGACAUCUUGUUGCUUCGAUAGAGAAAGGGUAAAAUGUUUUAACUUGUUGGAACGCCUUUAUCUAAUAUUAUUCUUAUUUAUGAAUGAAAAAUCAACCACAAACUACAGCAGAUAUUAUUUGUUCUUUGAAUGUAGAGUCUAUUGUUUAGGUGUGAGUGUAACUUAUAAUUUAGAUCUUUAUGAUUUUGGACUGUCAAUGUAUUGGCUGCCAUGUCUACUGCUUUUGUUGACACUCUUGCACCAUUUGUGACAUCAAAUGGGACAAACUAUCAGAGGCCGUGUAAGAAAUAUACUCAUCUUUUCAGCAUAAGGUUGAUGUGAACAGUUUAUCCUUCUCGGCAGCUGGUAUUUAUGAUAAAUGCAACGUGUCAUUAACGCAGCAUAAAACAUAUAUUUUAAAUAGUAAUGUAAUCCCAUUCUGGUUCUGACUGAGGAGCUGAUCGCCUCAAGUCAACAAUCAGGAAAACUUUGCCAUGUCUCAGAAUUAUAAAUGACAACAGAAGCCUAUGUAUUUUUAUGGCCAUAAUGGUAUGAAUUUUUAUUGCAAUGUUGGGUGUUUUUUAAAAACUGUUUUAUAUAUGUUUCUACCUGAAACUCAAAUCACCUGUCCAUUAGAAUAGAUACAGUGAGUGGAGGACUGCAAUGAAGCGGAUACUCGACCUUCACUAUAUGUGGUUUACUCCUGUUCUACCUCCUGAUGUCUGUUUGUUGUUGGUUUACCUGGACACUCCUGUUUUACACCGUGAGCCAUGGACUGUCUGUCACUGUUUUUUAUGUUAUCGUUUUAACUCGGCUGAAAAAUCCAAUCCAAUGGAAUCCAAUGCUUUCCUGUCAGACCAAAGUAAUCCAUCCUUAUCCCCAUCUCUUGUCUCAUGUCGACAACGUGCCUUACUACUGAACCUAAUUUUUAUUCGUGUUGAGGUUUUUGUGGUUGUCUGAGCUCGAGCUUCAUUGAUAAAAAAAACCUAAGAGCUGUGUUAUGUAAAGCACUGAAAGCCAGAACCGCCAUCAUUUCUUCUUUUUUCUGUGCUCAGUGAACACUAGUGGCAUAUGAGCUUAAUGUAUCCUGACAAGCUGACAGUGAACUAUCAGAGGGAGGAGGUGGCAGCAAGGGCCAGCAGGGAAAAAUAAGAGGACAUGGAGGAGGAGGGGUGGGAGGAAGCAGCUUGCGUCACUUGUUCAGUAGGAGGGGUUUAGAGCUUGUUUUGCCCAGACUCAGCCCACCAACCAAUCACAUGAGAUGUACGAGGUGCACACUGCUACUCCGACAACAACUUGUUUUUGCUCCUAAUGGCUCUGUGAACAGCCUGUGAAAGAAAACCACUUUUCUGUUGUUUUUUUUUCAUUUACACAAUCUAUCGGACAGGACUGAAUACAAAAAGCAGAAAGCUGCAGUGUUAUUUAUAAUUGUAUGAAAGUACAGUGUCAGUAGGGUCUGUAAAGCACAAGCUGUAUGUUGUUGAUGCUGAUUAUGAUAUAAAUGUAACUGAAGGAUGAGUUUGCUAGGUAAUAAGAUGACAAUUAAUAAUGUAUUGUAUUUUUCUGUGGAAUAUUUUAUAGAUUUUAUUCAAUAAUACAGUAAAAAAUACCCAAACUGUG